This is a messenger RNA of Gossypium arboreum, 967 nucleotides long. RefSeq names its product high mobility group B protein 2-like. Bases 218 to 664 code for a protein of 148 amino acids. Lineage: Eukaryota; Viridiplantae; Streptophyta; Magnoliopsida; Malvales; Malvaceae. The transcript has 7 exons. The record is from RefSeq and is a predicted model, not a curated record.
GCAAUUGAUUUUUAAUUUGCCACUUAAUCUUUGUCCUUUCCUUUUCUGUUCUCUUUCUUCCCCCCUCCCCCUUUCACAUCAACCCUAACCCUACCUCACCAAUCAGGUAUUCCCCCUUGCCCUUCCUUGCUAUUCAUCAUUUUCCUACAACUUUUUCGGCUUCCUGUCGAUUUUAGUGGCUUUUUCCUGAUCUGCGAUCUUAAUUGCAGGAUACAACAUGAAGGGAGGUAAAUCCAAGUCAGAUACUAAGGGCUCUAGGCUCGCCGUGAACAAGAAAUCUAGCGCCAAAGCUGGAAAGAAAUCGGGGAAGGCGGCUAAGGAUCCAAACAAGCCAAAGAGGCCUGCUAGUGCCUUCUUCGUUUUCAUGGAGGAGUUCCGUGAGCAAUACAAGAAGGAACACCCAAAAAACAAAUCUGUCGCUGCUGUGGGCAAAGCUGGUGGAGAUAAAUGGAAGAGCUUGUCUGAUGCUGAAAAAGCACCUUAUAUAGCAAAGGCAGAGAAGCGAAAGGUCGAGUAUGAAAAGAACAUGAAAGCCUACACUAAGAGACAGACUGAGGCUCCCAAAGAAGAAGAGUCGGAGUCUGAGAAGUCAGUGUCUGAGGUGAAUGAUGAGGAGGAUGAGGACGAUGAAGAAGGCAGCGGAGAGGAAGAAGAUGAUGACUAAGAAGGAAGGAAGACUUGUUGGAGGAGAUAUAGCAUAACGAGUAUAGGCUGGUGCUUAAUUGGUUAUAUGUUAAUGCUUUUGAUGUUCCCAUGUUAUUCUCUCUAGAUGGGCAUAUGCAUGUCAUCUAAAGGGAAAAAAAAAAUUGUACCUCUUAAUCCUCUUAGUUUCUUUCGACCUUUAAGAAAUUAAUAGCCUCAAAAUUGUACUUUUGAUUCUAACGUUGAAGAAUGGCUUGUAAACAUAUCCUUUUUAGAUGAUGAAGUUGAUGCGUUAAUAUAUUUUAUGUUUUGUGAUUACGUAAAA